AUGGAUGGGGAUGGUCCUUGCCCAACUUGGACAGUGGGAAGGUAUGUGUUCUAUAUGGCAGCCUUCCAGGCAGGUCUCCAUGCCUUUUGGCCAAUCUGUCCCACUGAUGAUAAAGGCGUGUGCCAGCCGUUUCCUUCCCUUUCCAGGAAGCCAGGCGGCUGCUUUUGGCCCUUGGCCCGCUGAGUCCAAACAAUGGCUUUUUCUCUCCAGCCGGAUGGGCCUCCCUGGUCAUUUCCUUCCCCUCCAAGGGGGAAGUGUGGCUCCUCAUCACCUUGGUGCAUGGCUUCCCAAUCCAGCCAUGUCAGAAUGACAUUCAAGGGGAAAUCCUCCCAUUCCACCUAUUCUAGGGGUUGCAAUUCAACUCAGCAGGAACAGGAGGUGGCACAUGGAUGUUGCAAUCCUCACUCAUAAAAAAAAAGAUCUGGGGCUUCAGCCCUGCUAGGCUUGACUACACCACCAAGAGUUGAACUGAUGGUCUGGCUGCUUUGGACUGUAGCUCCCAUCAGCCAGUGGUGCAGGCCGAUGGGCCUUGCAGUUGCAAGCCUUGGGUGCAUGCUCAUUGGCUCCUCUUAUUUGAAGAGCCAAUGCUGGAAGGAAUGCUUCAUCUUUUGGAUGUUUGUUUUGGCUUCUUUGCAGGAAGCACAAAAGAGGAGGGGAAAUGAUAAGACAAUGGGAGUUUGCUUUGGUGCAUUUCCACUUGUAAAUUCCCAUUUUUCCUUGGCUUCUAGCCCAAGGGAGAGUCUUUCCCCUUUCCCACCCUCAGUGCUUUGCCUUAGGAAGGGCUAAGUCAGGGAUGGGACUCCAAUGCCCAGCAGCCCCAGCCAAUGGAGGAGGAAAGGAAUGGAUUACUUUCCUUAUUAUGCACUCCCAGGUCAACCAAAAAAGGGAUUCAACUAGCAAGAAGUUGACGCAAUUUUGUCUUGAUAUUCAAGAGACAGAGCCUUCUCAGUGCCAGUCUGACAAUGGUUCCCAAGCUUUGGUCUUCCGGAUGUUUUGGACGUCAACUACCAGAAUUCCUCACUGUUGGUCAAACAGACUGGGGCUUCUUGGAGUUGAAAUCCAAAGCACCUGGAGGACCAAAGUUUGGGAAUCAUUGAUGGAUCUCCGUGGGUCUGUCAGAUAUAAUAAGGGCAGCUGCCUUUUAUCCCUAUGUUGAGGAUCCCAGGUUCAACUAGGGAAAAUUGGGAAGGAAUCACACCUGAAACCCAGGAGAGGGGAUGCUGCUGCCAGUCAGAGUGGACAAUGCCAGGCUAAUAGUUCGGCCCAGUAUGUAAGGAGCUUCCUUUGCCUCUGUUUCUUGAUGGGAUCCCAGCUUGGACUGGGAAGCCUGAAGCCCAAGAGAGGCACAGCUGCCAGUCAGAGUGGACAGUAUUGAUCUAGAUGGAGGCCUCCCUCCUCCAUGUCAACACUGGAGGGGAAUAUCUACUCCUUGCCUGUUCUCCCUUGGGACCAGGCUGGUCAAGAGGGAGGAUGGAGACAAACAACUCUGUUUCUGGACCUCCUGUUUUGCUUGGCUGCCCAGAUGACUGUCACGAGGCACCCGAUAAGGUGUGCGCUGUCCCUGUCAGCCAUUCUGGAAAGAGGCAGCUGAAGAAAAUGGCCCAACCGGCCUCCCUUGACCGAAAUCUCCCAGACUUGGGGGGUCCCUUCUUGUACCGCAACCAGGAUCGGGACGGAGAGAAGGCCCCCUACUCUUUAGAGACUCCCUAUGGCUUCCUCUUGGACCUGGAUUUCCUCAAGUACGUGGACGACAUCGAGAGAGGCCAAACCCUCCGGAAGCUUCCGCUGCAGCGCAAGACCAAAGGAUCCAAGCAGGGACUGAGCUCAUCCCACGGCCGAACCGGUGGCUGGACCUCCACAGAGUCUCUCUCGUCGGUGACCAGCGAGGACGGAAAACCCGCCUUCUCUCCCCGGACCAAACUGUGGGCCAGUUCCUCUGAAAUCAGGGAGCCCACAAGCAAACAAGCCUCCCUCCCGCUGUCCCCCGCCCUUCAGCUACUUCCUCCUCCGUCACCCAAAUCACGGGUAGAGAAGACUUUGUUGGAGACAAGCAAAAGACUGGAAGAAGAGCAGCGAAGUGUCACAGCGAGAGGGACCCCGUCCGCCUUUGAGACCCCCUCUAGCCCUUCCAAAGUCAACGCAAGCUGGACUUAUGCUUCAGGGGAGAGUCACAUCGACCCCAGCGUCCCCAUAAAAAUGAGUCCCUCCAAUUCAGGCAGAAGCACGCCAGCUGCGGCUGUCAGUCCCGCGCACCUCCACCACGUCCGCGAGCAAAUGGCGGCCGCCCUCAAACAACUGAAGGAGUUGGAAGAGCAAGUGAAGGUCAUCCCUGUCUUGGAGCUACAGAUUUGCAAACUGAAGAAGGAGAAGGAAGAGCUGGUGUCCGGCACAUGGGGUAAACGGGAGUCCGAUGUGGGCGAAGGUGAGAUCUUCUGCUUCCCUCCAAGAUCGCCCAAAGGAGGCACCAUUGGCAUGGAUGGAGGAGGAUGCCAGGACAUCCAUGAGGAGCACGCUGAGGCAGAAAACAUGGAUGGGCCUCCAAAGCCAAGGACGAGCAAAAUUGCGGGGUUAAAGAAACUGACUGAGAAAUUGUCCGGUUCGGAGAGAGCCGGGAAAAUGGGAAGAGGAUCAACCCGUCCUUCAAAAGCCGAAGAGUCUUUGCACAAAUCUGUUGCCGUUGGAGAAGAGGUGGACAUGAACGAGGCCGUCUUCUAUUACCGGUGCCAAAGGUCACAGCGAGAGGUGGCUGUCGGCCGAGAGCUGGAGACCCAAGACGCAGAGGUGUGGGUGAUGGAGUCCUUGCUUGGGGUCUCGUCUGAGGCAGAGAAGGAGCUCCAAUUCCUUCAGCAGACUGUCCAGCACCAAAGGGAGGUCAUUGCCAUGCUGGAGGGACACUUGAAGGAAGCCACGGAUGAACUGGAAGAGCUGAGGAUAGAGGUUUGUGCCAGGAUGCCAAGGAACCAGCUCGACAAGGAGACCAUGGCGCGGCCGGAGACAGUGGAGGCAUGCGUGGAUGCCGUUCCGGUCAUGCAAUGCCAAGCUGUGGGCAGACACACGGAAAUGGUGGACAAAGGUGUCCACUGUUCCCCACAUGUUGCUUGUGUUGGCGUGGGCUGUGACUUGCAACAGGAAUGUCUCACAUCUCUCCGUUGCUGCGAUAAAGCAACGCAGAUGGAAACGGAGAGGGAAUAUGGAGCUUCUGGAGGUCACAUUUGUGGUCAAGAACCAGGUAUGGACACGGAUGCUCCAGAAGAUGGAAAACUCAGAAAGCCAUCCCAGUCUCUUGAGAGGGAAUCUGCCAAACAGACUCUGCAGAUGGAGAUUUCAGGACUGGAUCAGGAACUGUGUUUGAUCUCAGAGCCCUCAGGAAAGGAUGAAGAGACUGUGCUUGUCAUACAAAGAAAGACAGAAAAGAGUUCGGAACACAUUACAGGAGCGGGAGGCCUCAGAUCGAUCAUGAAGAAGCAGGACAGCCUGGCCAAGAUGGAAGCAGGAACUGGGCGGAAGACCCUGCAGUUUGUGGGAGUACUGAAUGGCGAGUAUGAAAGCACCUCAAGUGAGGAAGAGGAGGAGGAGGAAGAAGAAGAGGAGGAUGUGGAAACGAAGAAGCGGUCCCCUCUCAGCUCUGAGACAGACACGGAUGGCAGCACCGACUCCUCUGAUGGAGAUUUUGCCACCCGCACAGGUGGCCCCAGCAAUUGUGACCCAGGCAGCACCUAUCUGGAUCAGGGAAAGCUGGGCUGCGAUCCGGAGGAAGCAGCAGAAGGUGGAAAGAACCCCGUUGGAGUGGCCGACCCCACUGUGAAAGAGAAAUUUGAACUCAGUCCCCGGAUGAGAGAAGCCUGUCUCCUAUUGCGGAGCCAUCUUAGCCGUGGCGGAGCUGCCCCCAAGAGCAAAGAGAUGCUCUCUGCCACAGGCCUUGUACUUCAGGAGUGGUUCCGGGUCUCCAGCCAGAAGGCCUCAUUGGCGGAUGAGGUUGCCGACCACCUCCUGGCUUUUGCUGAAAUCUCGCCGGCCCUGCUGUCCCACGUGAUCAACCUCUCCGACGGGAAUGGGAACACAGCCCUCCAUUACAGCGUCUCCCACUCCAACUUUGACAUUGUCCAGCUUCUACUGGACACUGGAGUGUGUAACGUCAACCAUCAGAACAAAGCUGGCUAUACUGCCCUGAUGUUGGCCGCCUUGGCAUCAGUGGAGCAAGAAGCCGACAUGGCCAUCGUCCAGAGACUUUUCAGCAUGGGCAACGUCAAUGCCAAAGCCAGUCAAGCCGGUCAAACAGCCCUGAUGCUCGCCGUGAGCCACGGGCGGCAGGAGAUGGUGGAGGUCCUCUUGGCGUGUGGGGCGGACACCAACCUCCAAGACGAGGAGGGCUCCACUGCGCUCAUGUGCGCCUGUGAACACGGGAGGGCAGGAACGGUUCGGCUGCUUUUGUCCCAGCCGGCUUGCGACGUCUCCAUCGUGGAUCAUGACGGUAAUGAUGCCGUUUCCAUCGCUCUGGAGGCUGGUCACCGGGACAUAGCUGCUCUGAUCUCCACCCGCCUCACACACUCGCUUGCACUGACCCUGGAUGACAACGGGAAGAGUCCUUGCAGUGACAACAGACCACUUUAAAGCCUGGGCCAGAAAGUGAUUUGAACGACGGAUACUCACAUCAGAAUUUUAUAUUUCACUAUACUUCCUUGGACUCUCAGCAUUAAUGGAUCUCUUUACUAGUCCUUCUCUAUGGAGGACAAAGGAGGCAGCUAUAUUUCUCCUUCCUCCUCUACAACCCCAGAAGCUACACUUUCCACUAAGGCCUUAAGUCCUCAUUGAGGUCCGUCAACAUUACCAAUUCAGACUGGACAGGAAGGCCUCUCCUCCUACUGUUUUGCCACCAAAAACACCUUGUGUCGCAAACUAGAGUUGGUGGGAGAUCAGAGACUUUGGUUAGAACAGCGAAAAGAGUAAGGAUGCAACCCUACAGAACCCAAAAGAACAGCAAUACAUGUUUUAGCAAACUUUAAUUCAAAACUAAGAUGAUGCCCAUGUGAAAUGAAGCAACCAGGUCAAGUAAGCCUUGCAGAAGUAAACAAAGGCACGUCGAACCCUCCUUAGACCUCCUGAAGGCUUCUUCCAAAAUGGAUCCAGGGAUGCUUUUUCCUUCCCCCAUUCUCUACUUUUCUUUCUAUUUCAAUUAUAGUCAAUAGAACUAUGUUUUUUUAAAGGGGGGGGGGCUGGUAAGGCAGGCUAAUUUGCUUCCCUCUUUUCUCAGUUUAGAUGUUCACAAAUGUCAAGGAGAACUCUGGUUAAAAAGAGGUUACACAAAGAAACCAAGCACAAGGGAUCAGGCACGAUGCCGGUUUUUGUAUUUAUAUAUAAAUUGACUCAAUUUAUUAUUUCACAGAAUAAAAAGCUCUAACACUUGAAAUGUUUCUUGUGAAAUUCCAACUUUAAGGAGACAGGGAGACAAGUUUGUCCCUUAGUCCCUCAACUUAGUUGGGGGAAGAGGCCAAGGAGGGUAUAUGAAUGUUCAGUAUUUGGCUUAUCCCCUCCUGCCUUUUUCCCAAGGUGUGAUCCAAGGCAAGCUGCUGCAGGCUCUCCUGGCUUGUGUGUCCUUUCUCAUUCCCACC
Sceloporus undulatus (fence lizard) is the source of this 5609-nucleotide messenger RNA. RefSeq names its product KN motif and ankyrin repeat domains 3 (gene KANK3). The transcript has 11 exons. NCBI's taxonomy places the organism in Eukaryota, Metazoa, Chordata, Lepidosauria, Squamata, Phrynosomatidae. Bases 1381 to 4611 code for a protein of 1076 amino acids. The record is from RefSeq and is a predicted model, not a curated record. Gene Ontology annotation, molecular function: protein binding. Gene Ontology annotation, biological process: negative regulation of actin filament polymerization. Gene Ontology annotation, cellular component: cytoplasm; cytoskeleton.